AUGGCUCGGGGUGGGGCGGGGGCAGAGGAGGCCUCCCUCCGCUCAAACGCGUUGUCCUGGCUGGCCUGCGGGCUCCUGGCACUGCUGGCCAACGCCUGGAUCAUCCUCAGCAUCUCGGCCAAGCAGCAGAAGCACAAGCCGCUGGAGCUGCUGCUCUGCUUCCUGGCAGGCACGCACAUCCUCAUGGCGGCCGUGCCCCUCACCACCUUCGCUGUGGUGCAGCUCCGGCGCCAGGCCUCCUCCGACUAUGACUGGAACGAAAGCAUCUGCAAGGUCUUUGUGUCCACCUACUACACGCUGGCCCUGGCCACCUGCUUCACCGUCGCCUCGCUCUCCUACCACCGCAUGUGGAUGGUGCGCUGGCCCGUCAACUACCGCCUCAGCAACGCCAAGAAGCAGGCGCUGCACGCCGUCGUGGGCAUCUGGAUGGUCAGCUUCAUCCUCUCCACGCUGCCCUCCAUCGGCUGGCACAACAACGGCGAGCGCUACUACGCCCGCGGCUGCCAGUUCAUCGUCUCCAAGAUUGGCCUCGGCUUUGGCGUCUGCUUCAGCCUCUUGCUACUUGGGGGCAUCGUCAUGGGGCUGGUCUGUGUGGCCAUCACCUUCUACCAGACGCUGUGGGCCCGGCCCCGGAGGGCUCAACAGGCCCGGAGAGCGGGGGCUGGGGGCGGGGCCAAGGGGGGUGGGCCAGGGGGGUUGGGCACCCGGCCAGCCUUUGAGGUGCCGGCCAUUGUGGUGGAGGAUGCCCGAGGGAAGCGGCGGUCCUCGCUGGAUGGGUCCGAGUCGGCCAAGACAUCCCUGCAGGUCACCAACUUGGUCAGCGCCAUCGUCUUUCUCUAUGACUCACUCACAGGGGUGCCCAUCUUGGUGGUGAGCUUCUUCUCCCUGAAGUCGGACUCGGCUCCCCCCUGGAUGGUGCUGGCCGUGCUGUGGUGCUCCAUGGCACAGACGCUGCUGCUGCCUUCCUUCAUCUGGUCCUGCGAGCGCUACCGCGCCGACGUGCGCACGGUGUGGGAGCAGUGCGUGGCUAUCAUGUCCGAGGAGGAUGGCGACGACGAUGGGGGCUGCGAUGAUUAUGCAGAUGGCCGAGUGUGCAAAGUUCGCUUUGAUGCCAAUGGGGCCACAGGACCAGGGGGUAGGGACCCUACCCAAGUGAAGCUGCUGCCUGGAAGGCACAUGCUCUUUCCCCCUCUUGAGAGGGUCCACUACUUACAGGUCCCUCUGUCCCGCCGUCUGUCCCACGAUGAGAUCAACAUCUUCUCUACUCCUCGGGCACCUGGCUCUUUCCUGCACAAGUGGUCAUCCUCUGAUGACAUCCGGGUCCUCCCAGCCCAGAGCCGGGCCCUAGGGGGCCCUCCUGAGUACCUGGGACCGAGACAAAGGCUGGAGGAGGAGGAGGAGGAGGCUGAAGGCGGGGGGCUGGCCAGCCUUCGCCAAUUCCUGGAGGGCGGGGUUCUGGGGUCAGGUGGGGGACCCCCACGGGGUCCAGGCUUCUUCCGAGAGGAGAUCACCACCUUCAUUGACGAGACACCUCUGCCUUCUCCGACGGCCUCGCCGGGGCCCUCUCCUCGCCGGCCCAGGCCGCUGGGAGUCUCACCCCGCCGACUCUCCCUUGGGUCCCCUGAUAGCAGAGUCGUUGGACUUCCUUUGGGGCUAAGUGCAGGGCGACGCUGCUCCCUGACAGGAGGUGAGGGGAGUGCAAGAGCUUGGGGAGGAUCUUGGGACCCAGGUAACCCCAUCUUCUCCCAGCUGACCCUGUGAGCCCAGGUAGGCCUGCUGGACUCGGGGGUGGGGGGGCCUGGGUGCGUGACGCCUCGUUCUGUCCCUGACCCUGAGGCAGCUGCCUCCAGACUCUGGGGAGAUGGAACCCCUGCUGUCUCCCAUCCAAGUGACCAGAUGCCUGACUCACCUUCCAUCAUCCCUAGCAAAAUGUAUUAAAGUCUGAA
Lagenorhynchus albirostris (white-beaked dolphin) is the source of this 1946-nucleotide messenger RNA. It is a transcript of the gene GPR162, whose product is annotated as G protein-coupled receptor 162. Gene Ontology annotation, molecular function: G protein-coupled receptor activity. Gene Ontology annotation, cellular component: membrane. The transcript is spliced from 4 exons. Bases 1 to 1761 code for a protein of 586 amino acids. Lineage: Eukaryota; Metazoa; Chordata; Mammalia; Artiodactyla; Delphinidae. Gene Ontology annotation, biological process: G protein-coupled receptor signaling pathway. The record is from RefSeq and is a predicted model, not a curated record.